Rhizoctonia solani is the source of this 351-nucleotide messenger RNA. RefSeq lists its product as uncharacterized. Lineage: Eukaryota; Fungi; Basidiomycota; Agaricomycetes; Cantharellales; Ceratobasidiaceae. Bases 1 to 351 code for a protein of 116 amino acids. The record is from RefSeq and is a predicted model, not a curated record. The transcript is spliced from 3 exons.
AUGGCAGACAGCGUGAAUCAUAUCACAGCACCAGGAGCCACUCGAGUUGGAGCAUGUUUAGUUUAUCACCACUCGUCUAAAUCCGUUCGGUCUCUAUGCCCACCGGAUUUCCAAUACUCCAACCGACCUACCGUUUACUUCCCACUCUCGUUAACAAGCGAUAGGCAUGAGCGCGUCGGAAUUAUUGAGGGUCGCCUCAAAAAGGAUACUGCUCAUCCAGGAAGGGAUAUCUAUGUUGCGAAUGUACUGCCGAAACUAAUACGUGAUACGCACGUUCUCCCGGCCCCUGUGCUGCGCGCACUGGUUCCGCUCGGAAUAAAAACUCCCGCAUAUCACAAAGAACGACAAUAA